CCCUGUGAGUUCAUGUGUAAUUUCAGCGUGAACUGAUGCCAGAAGCGAGAUUUCGCAGCUCUUGGGAGGCUUUAGACAUUAAGUCACAAGAAAGCGAGUUAUAAUAAGUUCUAGUUUUAGGAAAGCACCGCAAACAUCAUGUGCAGUAGCUCAACACUGACAUGAGUCUGACGGCGGAGCGUUGAGGAACGAUUGUGAAGUUUGUUGGAACAAGAGACACUCGGAUUAUCAAAAGCGCAUUUCCUUUAACGCUUUCUGGGAGGACGAAAACAAAAUACAUACACAAAUACAGCCAGUCUCUCACUGUUUAAUACUUUGAGAGUGAUCCCACCAUCUUUUGACUUCUUUCCAGACUGCGUACAAAUAACGGCAGGCGAUGGUGAACAGCCGCGUGGAAACCACCGCCGUUGCAGUAACAGGAGGUAGUGGCGGGGCAGUGCGCUCCUGUGCAGGCUGUGGAGGUGGGAUCUCAGAUCGCUUCCUGCUCUUCUCCAUGGAUCGGUACUGGCACACGCGUUGCCUCAAGUGCUCCUGCUGCCAGGCUCAGCUAGGAGAAAUCGGCAGCACCUGCUUCAGCAAAGGAGGAAUGAUCCUCUGCAGGAACGAUUACAUCAGGUUGUUUGGUCACAGUGGAGCCUGUAAUGCGUGUGGACAGUCUAUCCCUGCCAGUGAGAUGGUGAUGAGGGCCCAGGGUAACGUCUACCAUCUAAAGUGUUUCACUUGUGCCACGUGUCGAAAUCGCUUGGUGCCUGGUGACCGAUUUCACUAUGUCAACGGCACCAUCUUUUGUGAACAUGACCGACCAGGUGGAGCUUUGCUCAGUAGUCACCUGACCCCCCUGCAGAGCAACACCCUCCUACCCGACCAAAAGGUGUGCUGAAAAAACAUGGAUUUAGAAUUUGCGGUGUGCCUUUUCUUCGUAUUUUUCCUCACAUCUUUUCUUCAAUCUAUCAUUGUGAAAGUCCACCCACACCCAGGAUCUUCCACCCCACUUUCGUGCAUCCAGCCACCUUAGAAGAAGAAUUCAGAACAACGCAAGUACUGUGAGUCACUUGCGAGACAAUCACCCCUAACGAGGGAAACGUAAUCAAAGUCACCGAAUCUGAAAAUCAUCAUAUGCACUGAGAUUUGGUCUGUCUGGUCAUGGCUGGGAUGGCCUGACUCUGAAAGGCUUAGACUCUUAAAGAGCAGCUAAUUAAAGCUGGGGUGAUGCUCAACAUGAUUUUGUUCCCUUUUGAGAAGUUUCUCAAUAAAUGUUGUAAACAUUACCUGACAUUGUGGACUGCGGGGGUCUGUGGAUUAUGAUAGAUAUCACUACUUGCCCACUAAAUGACAUCCAUAGAUCAAAAGACUGUUAAAACUCGCAGUUUGUUUCAGUGGUGGUUGCCUUUUGCUUACUGGCUCUUUUCAAGUUAAGUGUAAUUUUAUUCUAUCUUUUUUUAAAACGCUCUGUCAUCUUUGGUGCCUAAAAAACCUUUUUAUGUCCAGUUUUUCCUCCUUUGUCAUUUACUUCCUAUUAGCAAGUAAUCAUACACAUGCACAGUACAGAUACGUGAACAUGUAUUGUUUUGUCUAUUUGAGUUUAUGACAUAUGAAGCACUCUUUUUGAAAGAGUCGUAGACUGCAGAGGAAACAGCAAGGUUUUUUUUUCCAUGGUUUGGUAGAAUAAAUUAUAUGUCUGUAUGCAUAUUCUCUAAUAGAGACUGCUAUUCAGUGUCUGCCAAGACUUUUGGGAGAGUGAGAGGGAUGGAGAGUAAGUUGUACAUAUUUCAUGUGCUGUUGUAUUGUGUUCAAUGGUUGACCUGUUUCCUUGUGUCCUCUGUUUAAAUGGAGGAGCAUUCAAACAAUGAGAUAUCUGUAAAAGAAAAAAAUAAUUAAAUAACUAUAAUCAUCA
This is a messenger RNA of Cyprinus carpio (common carp), 1894 nucleotides long. RefSeq names its product LIM domain transcription factor LMO4-B-like. The record is from RefSeq and is a predicted model, not a curated record. NCBI's taxonomy places the organism in Eukaryota, Metazoa, Chordata, Actinopteri, Cypriniformes, Cyprinidae.